AUGAGUAAACAAAAACCGACAACAACUGUUAUCAGUGGCGCAGCUGCAAUGCCUAGCAGCACCACUAUUACUAACACGAACAAUCGUGCUGCUACUGCUGUGCUGCCUCGACCUAUGCGUCGAGUGCUUCAAAAUUUUCUGCUGGUAUGGCUUGAUGCUAAUCUAGAUGAAUCCAAGGACGAUUAUAAAAAAUCAAUACAACAUUUACAAAAUAUUGUAGAAAUAGUCGCCACAUUUACAGAUGUUGACGAAUGUAUUGACUUUCUCACUGAUAUGCACGAUGAAAAAGUAUUUAUGAUUGUGUCGGAUGUGCUAGGACAACAUAUAAUAUCAGAAAUUCAAGAGUGCCCACAAGUAACCUACAUUUACGUUUUAUGUAACAAUCAAUUGAUUCAGGAGGAAUGGAUUAAAACAAUACCUAAGAUAAAAGGUGUAUACACACAAAUUGAACCAAUUUGUAAUGCAUUACAAAUCGAUCGAAGAAAGUGUGAUCAAAAUAUGAUCCCAAUUAGUUUUAAUCGUAUUGAUCCGUUAUUUAUGUAUACACAAUUGUUAAAAGAAGCACUUUUAGAUAUAGAAGAUGAUGAUGAAAAAUCGAUUAAAGAACUUAUUGACUACUGUCGUCUCCAAAGCGAUGCUUGCGAAAAAACACUCGAAAAGAUCGAAGAGGAAUAUCAUAAUCAUUCACCCAUUUGGUGGUACACGGGUCCAUAUUUUAUCUACUCAAUGCUCAAUUAUGGUCUUCGACAGAUGGAUGUCGAUAUUAUCCUAAAGAUGGGAUUCUUUAUUCGCCAUUUACAUAAUCAUAUAUCAGAAUUAAAUCGCGAGCAACAAGAUAGCAUGUCAACUAAUUUUCAAGUCUUUCGUGGACAAGGUUUGUCCUUGGAAGAUUUUGAAAAAAUGAAAAAAACCAAAGGAGGACUUAUGUCCUUCAAUAACUUCCUGUCGACAAGCCGCAAUCGUGAGAUUUCUCUGGAAAACUUUGCACGACUAGCAACAGAGAAUCCCAAUUCUGUUGGCAUUCUCUUUAUUAUGAACAUUGAUACCCAUAUUUGCAAACAAUCAUUAACACCAUUUGCUGAAGUAAGCCAAGUUGGUUACUACAAAAAUCAAGAAGAAGAAAUACUUUUUUCGACACAUACAAUUUUUCGUAUCGAUCGGAUUGAACGAAUAGAAGAUAAUUAUACUGAUCGGUUAUGGCAAGUUAAUCUCACCCUCGUUGGUAAUCAAGAUGAUGAUUUUAACAAACUGACAGAACGAUUGCGUGAAGAGGUCAGAUGGGUAACAGGAUGGGCUCGGUUUGCUGAUAUACUCAUUAGAUUGGGAGAGUCUGCAAAAGCAGAGCAUCUCUAUAAGAUACUUCUUGAAAAAGCAUCUACUGAUAAACAGCGAUCAGAUUAUAAUCUUCAGCUUGGUAGAGUAUAUGUGAACAUGGGUGAAUACUCGAAUGCACUUUUUUAUUUUGAAAGAGAUCUGGAGAUCAAACAGAAAACUCUCCCUCCGAAUCAUCCCAACUUGGCUCAAACCUACUACAACAUCAGUUUGGUGUAUAAUAACAUGGGCGAGUACUCGAAAGCACUUUCAUCGUAUGAACGAUCACUUGAAAUCCAAAAAAUAGCUCUCCCUCCGAAUCAUCCCGACUUGGCUGCUUCCUACAACAACAUCGGUAGUGUGUAUCAUCACAUGGGCGAGUACUCGAAAGCACUUUCAUCGUACGAACGAUCACUUGAAAUCCGAAAACUAGCUCUCCCUCCGAAUCAUCCCGACUUGGCUGCUUCCUACAACAACAUCGGAGGGGUGUAUUAUAACAUGGGCAAGUACUCGAAAGCACUUUCAUCGUAUGAACGAUCACUUGAAAUCCGAAAAAUAGCUCUCCCACCAAAUCAUCCCGACUUGGCUGCUUCCUACAACAACAUCGGUAAUGUGUAUCAUAACAUAGGCGAGUACUCGAAAGCCCUUUCAUCGUAUGAACGAUCGCUUGCAAUCCAAAAAAUAGCUCUCCCUCCGAAUCAUCCCGACUUGGCUUCUUCCUACAACAACAUCGGUAAUGUGUACGAUAACAUGGGCGAGUACUCGAAAGCACUUUCAUCGUAUGAACGAUCACUUGAAAUCCGGAAAAUAGCUCUCCCUCCGAAUCAUCCCGACUUGGCUAAAUCCUACGAAGGUAUUGGUGUGGCGUAUGAUAACAUGGGAGAGUACUCGAAAGCAGUUUCAUCGUACGAACAAGCACUUGAAAUCCGGAAAAUAGCUCUCCCUCCGAAUCAUCCCGACUUUUCUCAAUCCUACAAUAACAUCGGUAUGAUGUAUGAUAACAUGGGAGAGUACUUGAAAGCACUUUCAUCGUACAAACAAUCACUUGAAAUCCGAAAAAUAGCUCUCCCUCCGAAUCAUCCCGACUUGGCUGCUUCCUACAACAACAUCGGAGGGGUGUAUUAUAACAUGGGCGAGUACUCGAAAGCACUUUCAUCGUACGAACGAUCACUUGACAUUGCAAAGAAAUCUCUUCCUCCGAACCAUCCGAACUUGGCCCUUCCCUACAACAACAUCGGUAUGGUGUAUGAUAGCAUGGGCGAGUACUCGAAAGCACUUUCGUAUUACGAAAAAGCACAUGAAAUCGAUCGAAAAAAUCUGCCACCAAAUCAUCCAUAUAUUGCACAAUCGAAAAGAAACAUUGAAAAUGUGAAAAAGAAAAUGUAAUUUUUUUUUAUUUUGAAAAAAUAAAAUACAUACAUAAAUGUAUCUUAUGAAGGCCUACCACAUGCACUCCUGUACGGGUGUGGGUGGUGUGGGUGUGGGUGUAGGUGUGGGUGUGGGUGUGGGGUGUAGGUGGGUGUGGGUGUGGGUGGU
Molecule: messenger RNA, 2847 nt
Organism: Rotaria sp. Silwood1
Lineage: Eukaryota; Metazoa; Rotifera; Eurotatoria; Philodinida; Philodinidae
Source: the annotation of a GenBank genome assembly